This is a messenger RNA of Leguminivora glycinivorella, 2643 nucleotides long. RefSeq lists its product as uncharacterized. The record is from RefSeq and is a predicted model, not a curated record. The transcript has a single exon. NCBI's taxonomy places the organism in Eukaryota, Metazoa, Arthropoda, Insecta, Lepidoptera, Tortricidae. The coding region runs from base 527 to 2278 and encodes 583 amino acids.
UAACUUGUAUAUUUUACUGAAGUAACUAGUAAAUGUAAAGAUUGUAAAUAAGUAGUCAAACAUGUAAAAAACAAACAACAAUGUUAGUACUAAGAUCAACUUAUCUGUUACACACAAAACUCAAUAGAUGUCGCUGUGCUGUGGCGCAUUUCAAAGUUAGUUGUCGCUAUUAAGAUUUUUCCUGGGAUAACGACCUCAUGUACUGAACAAUGUUUUAUUUGAGAAUUAGCUAGGAGUCAAUUGCGCACACAUAGUGUACCGUUUGGGACCUUUGUAAAGCCAUUUGAUUACGUCUACCACGCUCCCCUUUGCGCUCGUCGGUUGUCCUCAAGGACGCUGUACGGCCUUUGGAACCUCGUUAGAAUAGGUAUUUAGCAAUUUUAGCAUAGUGUUGGCUGAAUAAACGCCCGAGACUACUACACGUCGUUUCUAUCUUCGCCUGCGCGCACGCCCCACCCCUCUACGGAUUUUCAUUCCCUUACAUCUGGCGCCCAACUCGAGGCCGUGCUGUGACGUCACGACGUUGAUGACUGUCGAGACACGAAGAGCGAAGGUUUUGCGAGAACAACGUGUAGAAAAAAUGGCUGUUAACAUGUCAGAAGGACAGUUCCAGCAGCUAUUGGAGGCGAUCACCAGCGCUGUACGUCCUGCUCCGCCGCCGGUGAAGCAUAGCUCCUUCGCGAAGGCAACUUUCUUCUUCGACGGAAAACGGGAUCCAGCCUGCGUGCAAACGUUCCUGACGGCAGCGACGUGUUUCAAGCGUGUCGGGAACAUUAGCGACAGCGACGCACUAAAAAGUUUACCUCUCAUCCUGAGAGAUGAUGCAGCCGUUUGGUGGAACGGCAUAAGCGAGACUGUGAAGACCUGGAAGGACUUUGACAGCAGAUUGCGUAGAGCGUUUUCACCGAAGAAACCCGCGCAUAUGUUGUACAAGGAGAUCAUCCUGAACGACCAAGGUUCUCAAGAGCUCACUGAGACCUUUGUCGCCAAGCAGAGGGAUUUGAUUGCUCAGAUGCCGGAGCCCCAGCUCUUGGAAACGCAGCAACUGGACAUGGUGUACGGGACUCUACAUAGGAGGAUAAGGGAGAAAGUGCCGAGGGAAUCUGUCCUGAGCUUUGAUGCCCUCCUCGAGGCAGCGCAAUCGGUGGAAUUGCUCCUGGAUGACGAAGUUCCUGCACCGACAGUGCCUAAACGGAAGGAACGUAUCCGAUGUCACUAUUGCCGGAUCGUGGGCCAUACAGAAGAUGUAUGCCGGAAGAAAGAGAGGCAAGAAGCCGCUCGAGAAACGGUGAAGGUUGAAGCGCUGCCACCAGCCACAACUACUACCUGCACUGCGCCAACUGCAACGGCAACGCCAGCGCCAUGUCCGCCACCGCCCGUCAUCACGUGCUAUGGGUGCGGUACGCCAGGCGUAGUUAGGAGCAGAUGCCCAAAGUGUGCAGUAGCCAGGGGGUCGACCAAGACGGAACGCGUCGACUUUUGUGCCAUUGGGGUUACUGAGGAUUACUCCAUGGAUAUCCGAAAGAGGCCCAUCAUCGGAAUUGGCAUAGAUGGAAUGUCUGGGACUGCUUACCUAGACACGUGUGCAAAGAGCAACGUUGCAUCCUACCAACUCUACACUUGCCUGAAGAAGCGUGGCUACCGAAUCAGCGUGGAAUCUGCGAAGAUAACGUUGGCGGACGGCGUUGAUAGGGUACAGGAGGUCCUCAACCUGCGAUGCGUGGUGAAUGUGUGCGACCGCGCGGUCCCAACCAAAUUCAUCGUGUUCCCCGGCAAACGGGACACAAGAACGCUCCUGGGAGUGCCCUUCCUGCAAGAUGCUGGCAUAAUUGUUAAUCUGCCACAGAUGAUAUGGCACUUCAUCGACAAACCCACGACCAUGUACGAGUUGGGGGAGGAAGACGAUGGGGAACGAUCACUGACGUACGAGUCAGAACCGAGUCUGCAGUGCUGCAUAGCUACGUCAGCUGUGUCUAUGAGUGCACCUGCGCCCGAGCCGAGGUAUCAAACCACUCUGCAGCGUGCCCUGCCGUUCGACGCUGACCUGCCAUCCGAGAGUGCCACUGUCCCCUACAAGCUGAUCCCGGUUACGAUCGCCGAUGUGCCGGAAGUAUCCGUCCCCAAGAGACAGAGAACCCUGUUCGACGGUUACUCACCCAAGUUCGUGGAUGACAUGUACCGAGACGCUCAGCGAACCCUUGCAACGACGGAGAUCGAGCUGUCCCCACAUUCGAUGGAACUGUUCCCAGAGCCAAGUAGAACUGGCCGUAACCUAUAACCCAUACCAGGGUAACAAUGCAACCCCUAAGACACGUACCUACAGUCUUAUGGAAGAGGGGGAGACCCAGAGACUACCCCUGUACCAGCGACCGGAAAUGAACGCGGACGUGCUCCCACACUGACUACACUUCAACGUCGACUUUCCUGUCACUGCGCCGGGUCGACUGCAGUUCCAGAGGGGGAGACUGUAACGCGAACAUUUACCAAAACGUAUAAACUCAGUGCAAACAAGCUUAGUUCAACCGGCCGCUACUAGAUGGCGCCACCGGUACUGGUUUUCCGAGUGAACUUAGCAAAUAUUUAAGUGUUCCCGUAGACUUAAAAUUCUAAAACCUAGUGCAACAUAUGUUAACGGGUGCCUAG